Molecule: messenger RNA, 3373 nt
Organism: Bactrocera oleae (olive fruit fly)
Lineage: Eukaryota; Metazoa; Arthropoda; Insecta; Diptera; Tephritidae
Gene: Zasp66
Product: PDZ_signaling and DUF4749 domain-containing protein Zasp66
Biological process (GO): muscle structure development; actin cytoskeleton organization
Cellular component (GO): Z disc; adherens junction; stress fiber
Molecular function (GO): actin binding; muscle alpha-actinin binding
Source: RefSeq, a predicted model, not a curated record
AACAUCGCCAAUUUGUGAAAAAUUAAAAUUCAGUUGCUUUCGGAAUAUUGAAAAAUUCAGAUCAAAUCCUUAGAAGUUUAAGUAGUGAACACAAGCAAAAAAAAAAACAUUAACAAAAUUCCAAACGAUCUCUAAACUACGAGUACGAAUUGACGAGCAAGUGAAAACGAUCUAUUCUACAAAAUUGAACAGUUUCAACGGAAAAGGCGUUGACAAAUUAAAUUUAAAGUUGCACACAUACAAAACACACAAAACCACAGAGAAAAAUGGAAUACGUCCAAUUCAAAAACGGAACCCCACACUACUAUAGGGCCCAACCGGACCUGAAUGAAUGCAUUCAAUACCAACCUUACCGAACAACUCCAUUGGUACUUCCCGGUGCCAAGGUCAAGAAGGAUGCCCCAACCACAGAAUCAUACUUGAGGUAUCAUCCAAAUCCAGCUGUGCGCUCUAAUCGCGGCCACGAUUUUCAUGACAGUGUGAUGAAGCAACGCGUCGCCGAUACCAUGUUGCACAAGGUCGUUGGUCAGGAUGCUGAUUCUGGCAGGGUAUUCCACAAACAAUUCAACUCUCCCAUUGGCCUGUACUCAGACAGCAACAUUGAGAGUACUAUCAGACAAACAGUUCCAAUUUUCAUCGAUCUAUCUUUCCUGGAACAUAAACGAAACAUACUGGAGCAACAAAAACUUAGAGAACUGAAAGAACAGCAAGAACAACAGCAACGCCAACAAAAACAGCAACAAUUACAAAAUUAAAAUACAAAAAUUUCAAAACCAAAAAAUUAAAGAGAAUUAUAUAGCGAAAGAAAACUAAAAAAACAUACCAAUAUCCCACAAAAAAGAAGAAAGACUAGACAUAUAAGCACAAAAAUGAUAAUGCGACUUCGUUUCGAACGAAAUUGCGAGCUUUCAUAUUUCACAAUUAAUAAUAUUUGAAAAUUUAAAAAGUUCAGCACAAUACUUGAAAAAAUUAGCGCAUAAAUCUAAUUGUAAUACUUAGCGAUUUUUUUUCAACAAUUAAUACUCCUUUUUUAACUGAAUUUGUUUUUUUGUUGUAAAACGUUCAAUUGGCCUGUAAUAUUCAUCCAUACCUUCAUAAGCACCACAUUUAGCAACUUUUAACACAAUAAUCUUAAAAUAAAUUUUAAGUAAGGUUAUGGCAGCGUGCAUAGAUUUUUAAUUGGUUGUUGUGGCAUAGAUGAAAAUUUAGUAUACAUUUUUUUUAAAAUAAUUUAUCCCAAAUUAACAUGUGGUGUAUGUACAUUGGGGUGGGUUAAAAAAAAUCGUAUACAAUAUUUUUUUCCUUUCCUUAGAUACCGUGAAAAUAUCGUCCGAAAUGUCGAAAAAAAAAUUCCGGUAAACUUUGAACUCUUAAUAUUAAUAUUAAUUAUAAUAUUAACCUUAAAUAGUUAAAGAUUAUUUCUACAUUAUUUCACAAAAUAACAUAUGUACGAAUAUAUGUAUGAUCAGCGUGACGAGCUGAGUCGAUUUAGCCAAGUCGCGAACUACUCCUUCAGUUUUUGAGAUACCAACUUGCUUGUCGGAGCCGCCAAUAUCGGACAAGUAUAGCAUAUAGUCGCCAUACAAACUGACCGAUCGAACUGAAGUCCUUGUACCGAAAAAUUUGUUAUUUGACAAGGUAUUGUCACAAAAUUUCUAACAUCAAGUAUCGCUAUAAUCUCCGAACAUAUACUAUAGCAUAUAGCUGCCAUAUAAACUGACUGAGCAAACUCAAAAAAAAGCUCUUUUUUACUUUUUCAUGCUAUAAAAUAUCCACCUGUGUAGGGUAUUAUAGCUUUGGUGCAGCCAAAGUUAAUUUUUUUUCUUGUUUUUUAUGACAUGUGUUGUUUUUAUUCGAUAGUUUCAUAUACAUAUUUUUUCCGUUAGAGUGGUUGAAAUAAACGGUAUAAAGACAUUUUAUAAUAACAUAAAUGGAAGUAUUAAAAAUAUUAGAAAUUUGACUUUUUUUAGCCCACCCUAAUCUACAUAUUUAGUAAAUUUCAACAAAAUGUUUUACUUGAAAUUUCUUGUUUCAUUCUAAUAGUUAUUUUUAUUAUUAAUGGCACCACAAUUUCAGUGCUACUAAAUUAAUAAUUUUUUUUUUAAUACUUAAAAAUAUUGUAUGUGAUUUUUGUUUUAAAUAUUAUAUAAUAUUACACUCACACUUAUCGCCCUUAAGAAAUUAUUUUUAAUAAAACCCACCAAAAGUUUGCUGUUUACAAAUCCUGCACUACUUUUGAUUACCAAAAUUAUUAAGUAUUAAUAAUACGGUGCUUCUCCAUUGGUUAACGGCUUUGCAGAGCAGAGAGCAAAGCUUGAUCACUUACUCACACGAAAAGACUCACUUGCAUACAUAUAUGCAAACUACAUCAUACAGUAAUGAAAUACAUAGUGUUUAUUUCCAAAUUAAAAUUUUUGAAAUCUAGAAGAAUUUUAAUGCAUAAAAAAGUAUCGUAAUUACAAUAACGGUAAUGCUCUGAAAUAGUUUUACUAACCGAUUUUUGCCAUGCAUUGCCUGAAUUGCGUUAUGAUUUAGUACUUAAGAGUUGCUGCUGCAUAUGUAAAUACGUACAUACAUAGUUCAUAUAUAUAUACAUACAUUUAUCUACUCAUGUCGUUGACAUUACAUAAUCAAUUUUACAUGCAUACGCGUAGUUACAUAUGUAGUCGCAUAUUCAAACAUUUGCACACUGCUCAUCCUCGCACACACAAAUUGCAUACAUACAUACAUACUAAAUUCAUUUUUUAAACAAAUUAUAAUAGACACAAAAUAUUAAUUUGUUUGCAAAAUUUUAAUGACUAUUAAUUCUAACGUAUUGUGCACAUCCUGUUUUUUUUCUUUCUCUCUCUCACACAAACACAUACACAAAUUUUCUACGAAACUGCAAUGUCAAAAACUAAAAAAAAAAAAUUAUAUAUAUAAUUAUAUAUAUUAUACAAAAUCGAUGUAUAUUGCAUAUUCAAAAACUAAAUGCGACAUGAUUUGAUUGGGGCUGAACUUAAAUCCACACCAAAACAAAAUAAAAACGAUAUUGUUAUUAUUGUUGUAUAAAACAAAAAUGAAACUAAAAAUUGUAAAACAAAAACAAAAAAAAAAACAACAACGACAACAACAAUAACAAAACUAACAAUUUCGAAAUCUUCAAAAAACUGUGACAAUUAAAAAACGCUUCGUUACACCGAAAAAACUCGUUGAACUGUGCCAUUGUUCGCCCACAAAUGACACCUAUAAACCACGGACGCCAUCGAUACUGUGGCAUGGUAUACUUGCAAUAUGCGCAAUUGAAUCAAAAACAAAUUACAUAUCGAUUACAUAAUUACCACAAUGUAAUGCCAUAAUGGAAAACGUCAAAAAAUGGAAUUAUACAAAAAAA